AUGGCCAGCAUCUCCGAUGAUUUCGACGCCCUCGGGCGCUUCGUCCUGCGAGGCUUCGACAAGACCAAGCCGAUGAGUUCAUUCCUGCCGGGGGUCGGUGGCUUCUGGGGCUUGCCGAUGUGGACGUUCUAUGUUAACCGCGGGCAAGGGAUCUCAUGUUUUGGUAUCUUGAACAAGGACGGACCAAUCAUGAGGUUUGAGUCAGCAGAAGCAGCGUAUCGCACUACUGCCCUACAGGGUUUCCGGACAUUGAUGAAUUUGCAGCGGCCUGGCCUACCUGCACGUUCAUACCAGCCUUUCUUUAAUGAAGGGGAGGGGACGAGGGACAUGUUGAUCGGCAUGAACGAGAUGGAAAUCCGCGAGAUUAACAACGAUGUCGGCCUGAAAACGGAGGUUCUGUACUUCACGGUCCCGAACAAGGAGUUUCCGGCCCUGGUGAGAAAGGUGUCUUUCACCAACUUAGGCGACACGACUCUGCACAUCAGUCUCUUGGACGGUCUCAUGAAGUUGGAGCCCACCGGCAUUCCGCACGAGAACCUUGUCACAAUGGGCCGAACCAUGGAGGCAUGGAAAAAUGUCUACAACACGGAGGAUGGCGACAUGCGGCGACCAUUCUUCCACAUCAGCUCCGAUCCAGCGGACAUUGCACAAGUCAAGGAGGUCGAAAACGGGCAUUUCGUUGUGGCAUUUGUUGAUGGAGAGUACAAGCUCUUGCCGUUUGUCGUCGACCCUGCGGUUGUUUUUGAGCAUGACACAUCCCUCAGAUGUCCUCAUGGCUUCACGCCAUCCACCUCUCCGGAGGCCUUGGCUUCAGGCGAGCAGUGCAAGUGUGCAAGGACGCCUUGUGCUCUUGCAGCCGCCUCUCAGUGCCUAGCGCCAGGACAGAAAGUGACGAUCACCUCCAUCUACGGCCAUGCUUCAAACAUCACACAAGCGGUCGAGAAGUUCAUCCCGAAGGUUUGCACGCCUGGGUUUGUCGACAAGAAGAUGGAGGAGGCAAGGAGCAUCCCAGGCACUUUGGCCAAGAAAGUGGAGACUCAAACGGCGUCCCCCAUCUUCAACCAGUACGUCAACUUCAACUUUUGGGACAAUUUGCUACGAGGCGGACUUCCCCACAUCCUCGGCGACCUGGGUAACGGUGCCAGGGACCAUCCAAAGGUAUAUCACUGCUUCAGUCGCAUCCACGGUGACAUGGAGCGUGAUUACAACAACUUCCAGCUCGACCUCACUUACUUUUCGCAAGGGCCGGGCAACUACCGCGAUGUGAAUCAGAACAGACGAGUUGACGUCUUCUUCGAGCCUCGCGUUCGGGAUUUCAAUGUGCGCCAAUUCCUCUCGUUCAUCCAGGCUGAUGGCUACAACCCUUUGUCAGUCGCUACACCCCUCUUUAAGAUGCCCGGCGACAGCAAUCUCAGCCACUUCCUGGCGCUAGUCACGUCAUCCGCUGGAGCAGCAGUAGAUGAGUUGAAGAAGCUGCUCCAGGCGCCCUUCCGUCCUGGGGACCUCUUCAAGGCCAUGGAGAAGCAAGGGUGCAGUCUGGAGAAGAUCGGCAGCACUCUCUCGCGCGAGCAGUUCCUGCACCUUUUGGCACGGGAGGCCCAGGAAGUGCCGGUGGCGAAGUACAACCAGAACGGGUUCUGGUCGGACCAUUGGGCGUACAAUAUGGAUCUCCUGGACAAUUUCCUCACCAUUUACCCGGACAAGGAAUUCGAGCUUCUGUUCGGCCUGGAGCCCAUCCCCUUCUUCCUCUCACCUUCCACAGUGCAGCCGCGUUCCAAGAAGUACAGAAAGCUUAGCAACGGGACCGUGAUCCAGGUGGAUGCUGUUUUGGAUGGGGCGAACAUCGCAAAGCCUCGAGAACAGCUGAUCACGGCGGCCCGCAGUGGCAACGGUUAUGUCGAAGACCCACUUGGCAACAACAACGCGUGGCACCUCGACGCUACAGGACACCCCAUGGUCGUCUCAGUUGGGUCCAAGCUGCUGAUCAUCGGGGUUCUAAAGUUUGCCACGCUGGACCCUCUCGGCAUGGGCAUCCAGAUGGAAACCGGCAAGCCAGGUUGGAACGAUGCGAUGAACGGUCUCCCUGGCAUUCUCGGAUCGACCAUGCCAGAAAGCUAUGAAACGCUGCGAGUGUUGAAGUAUUUGAAGAAAGUCAUCCAGCGCUACCCAAAGCAGGACUUCGAGGUACCGACGGAGAUGCACACGCUUUUGCAGGAGGUGGAGGCGCAGUUGGGCAACUACUGCUUGACGUCGCUUGAGUCUCAGAACAUCACUGGCAAAGUGCCAUCGGCUGAUUUCUCUUACUGGGGCGCAGUGAGCACAGCACGAGAGGUCUACCACGAGAGCAUUCUGGGACCCUUCUGCGGCAGCAAGCAGCCGUGGAGCAGCAGUCGAGUUGCUACUCUGCUGGACAAGAUGGUGGCCAAGAUGGAGCAUGGCAUUGGGAGAGCUUUGAAGUUUGGACAAGGCAUGACUCCGUGCUACUUCUCCUACAAGGCAGAGAUUAGAGUUGACAGCGACUCCAGCGGCGAGGUUGCCGUCCCAUUGUCGUUUGAGAUGCCGACUGUGUACCCUCUCUUCCUCGAGGCCUUUGUGCGCCAGCUGAAAGUCACGGAAAGCAGCGAAGAUUGCCGCGAAGUGUACAGGAAGGUCAAGAGCAGCCCACUCUAUGACACGCCAUUGAAGAUGUACAAGGUCUGCGAGUCCUUGAAAGGCCAACCUCUGACCCUGGGCCGCAUGCUCGCGUUCCCUCCGGGCUGGCUGGAGAACGAGUCCAUCUGGCUACACAUGAGCUACAAAUAUCUGCUGGAACUGCUCAGGGGUCGCCUUUUCGCGGAGUUUUUCGACGAGAUCAAAACGGGCCUUGUGCCUUUCAUGGACGUGAAGCGCUAUGGCCGCUCUCCAUUGGAGGCUUCGUCCUUCCUUGCUUCUACAGCGUUGCCCGACAAGCGGCUUCACGGAACCGGCUUCGUGGCGCGCCUUUCAGGUUCCACAGCCGAGAUGAUGUCGAUGUGGACUUUGAUGUUUGCCGGCCCACAGCCUUUCCGCUCAGACGGAGCUGGGUCGCUGGAGUUGGCUUUCGAGCCGGCACUGCCUUCCUGGUUGUUCAAGGACGACGGCACUGUGUCCUUCACGUUCCUAGGCUGCACGAAGGUCACCUAUCACAAUGCAGCACGCAAGAACACCUGGGAACUCGAUGCACCGCAGCGUUUGACCUACUCCACGGUCGACGGUGUAAGCAAGACACAAAACGGUGGUGUGCUGCCCCGGGCUGAAGCGCUUCUGGCUCGAGAGCUCAAGAUUGCCGCCAUCGACGUCUACUAUUGA
Molecule: messenger RNA, 3327 nt
Organism: Symbiodinium necroappetens
Lineage: Eukaryota; Dinophyceae; Suessiales; Symbiodiniaceae
Source: the annotation of a GenBank genome assembly